GCUGAUCCAACGCUGCUCUUCCGGUGGAGACGUGGCUCUGUACUUCUGCCAUAUUAACGCUAGCAGCUAACAAUCACACAACUUAGGUUCGGCUGUUUAUUCGCACCGUACUAUCUUUGAGUGACUAGAAAUCCCCAAAACAAGAAAAGGACAAGACACAGAAGAUCGCCGUGCACUAGAAAGAGACCAAAAUGGUGCUGUUGGCAGCGGCGGUGUGCACCAAGGCUGGCAAAGCCAUUGUAUCGCGGCAGUUUGUCGAAAUGACUCGAACACGUAUUGAGGGUCUUCUGGCUGCAUUCCCUAAACUGAUGAACACAGGCAAGCAACACACCUUUGUGGAAACAGACAGUGUCCGCUACGUGUACCAGCCUCUGGAGAAACUCUACAUGGUCCUCAUCACCACUAAGAACAGCAACAUCCUGGAGGACCUGGAGACCCUCAGACUCUUCUCUCGUGUGAUCCCAGAAUACUGUCGUGUGCUGGAAGAGAGUGAGAUAUCAGAGCACUGUUUUGACCUGAUCUUUGCCUUCGAUGAGAUCGUGGCACUGGGCUACAGAGAGAACGUGAACCUGGCUCAGAUUCGGACCUUCACAGAGAUGGACUCCCAUGAGGAGAAGGUUUUCCGUGCUGUCAGAGAGACUCAGGAAAGAGAGGCUAAGGCAGAAAUGAGGAGGAAGGCCAAGGAACUACAACAGGCUAGAAGGGACGCUGAGCGUUCAGGAAAGAAGGUGCCAGCUUUUGGCGGCUUUGGCAGCGCUGGCAUGACCAGCGUCUCCUCAGGGUCCAUCAUCACAGACACCAUCGUCGAGCCUGAGAAGCCCAAGAUCACACCAGCUCCAGUCAGACCAAGUGGACCCAGCAAGGCCCUUAAACUGGGUGCUAAAGGGAAAGAGGUGGACAACUUUGUUGACAAACUCAAGUCUGAGGGAGAAACCAUCAUGCCCUCCACAGGAAAGAGAGGCUCAGAUGUAUCUAAAGUUCUACCACCACCAGUCAAUGUGGAGAGUGUACAUCUGCGUGUGGAAGAAAAGAUCUCACUUACCUGUGGUCGUGACGGCGGCUUACAGAACAUGGAGGUGCUGGGUCUGGUGACGCUUCGGGUCACAGACGAUAAGAACGGGCGCAUCCGCCUCAUAAUCAACAAUAACGACAACAAAGGACUUCAGCUGCAGACACAUCCUAAUGUUGACAAGAAGUUAUUCACAGCUGAGUCAGUGAUCGGCUUGAAGAACCCAGAGAAAUCCUUCCCUCUCAACAACGAUGUCGGUGUGCUCAAGUGGAGACUACAGACCACAGACGAGUCUCUCAUACCUCUAACCAUAAACUGCUGGCCUUCAGAGAGUGGUAGUGGCUGUGAUGUCAACAUUGAAUACGAGCUGCAGGAGGAAAGCCUCGAACUCAACGAUGUGGUGAUCAGCAUUCCUGUACCGUCUGGUGUGGGAGCUCCUGUGAUCGGCGAUCUAGAUGGAGAGUACAAACACGACAGCAGGCGAAACGUCCUGGAGUGGUGCCUACCUGUCAUCGAUGCCAACAACAAGACGGGAAGCCUGGAGUUCAGCGUCGCCGGGCAGCCCAAUGACUUCUUUCCCAUCAACGUGUCCUUUGUGUCCAAACGCAACUACUGCGACAUCCAGGUUACCAAAGUGACUCACGUAGACGGCGACAGCUCCGUUAGAUUCUCUUCAGAAACCUCCUUUGUUGUUGACAAAUACGAAAUCCUGUAAAAAAGAAAAUAUUCAGAGAAAAUUACAAAAAAUAAAAAAAAUCACCAACGGGGGAUAAAAGUCCAAAUCUAUGCUACAGAGAAAGAUUGAAGAUUUUCUUGCCUGCCCACCCUGUAUACUAUUUCAGAGACUGUGUACAUCGACAGGACUACGCCUCCUCCUGUGGUGGAGCAGAGCAGCGGUGGUGUAUUUAUAUGUUUGUAUGAGAGAGGAUCAUCUAUAUAUAGAGUAAAUUGAGCAGGAGAAACCAACAAACACACAAACAAACACAAAAUCCCACACUGAUGCUGUUGUGUUGGCUGAGCAGAACUGUUCAGAGGACUUCUGAGUAAGUAGAGGAUGACUGCGGCGGUCAUCUUCAUCCCGAGGCCAUGUCAGCCUUCACUCGAAUUAAUGAGCGCUGGUAGUUUAGCAUCCUCCACAACCUCGUCUUCUUCACACUUCAUUGACAAAUCUUUAACAGGGGUUCUUUCUUUUAUUUCAUAGCCUCUUAUCCAUAAUAACUGCAGAACUGUAGCUGUGUCAAUCAUGGUAAGCCUCUUUAAUCCAUUGUGAUUUGAUUAUUGAUAUCUCACUUCUUUUUUCUCUCUGUGGUGAGGAGUUUUUGGUCCUUUGCUGAAUGAAAAUCUGGCUCUCUGCUUGGUAUACUGUCUGUUCUGUCAGCAAAACCUGUUUCAUUUCUAAUAUUUUUACUCUUUGCUGUAUAAUUUGUUGAAUGUUUACCACUCAUCUGGAUUUUGAAGUUUUGACAGUAAAGAGCAGGAUUUUCCCUUCAUGUUCACACAUUACAUCAGCAUUAUAAUUUUAUUUUUACUGUGACACCAUUGCAGCCACUCCUCACUUUGUACAGACGUGAUUUUCUCUGGUCCAUUUAAGUCAAAGGAUCAGCCCUCACAUCUCACAGAGCACAAAUACUUUGAACGCAGCCCAGAAACAACAUCCAAGCCCCUAAUCUGACAUUCCUCUAGAUUCAUCUAAGAUCUGAGGAAGGAGAAAAUGUAAUGGCAUCACAAACACACAUAGCAGGGAUUGUGCUGUAAAACUCUGCUGUUCAUCCACCCAGUCAUCCUUUACUUACAUUCUCACAGAACAUCAUUAUUCAACAUGUAACAUUUGUCUGUCAUGUUCUUGUUUGUUUUUGUUUAUCUUUUUUUUUCAUUUGUACUCCCCAAAUUUCAAUUUAGCGAUGGUUGUGUGGACACGGUUGGGGUUGAAAAUGACUAGAUUUGAGCAUUUUUAACAAAAUUUCUGAAGGGGAAUCUUAACAUUCCAGUGUACAAUUAGAAAAGAAGAAUCUUUAAUGGAAUAAAAUGUAUUAUUGAAAAUGUAA
Cheilinus undulatus (humphead wrasse) is the source of this 3054-nucleotide messenger RNA. It is a transcript of the gene arcn1b, whose product is annotated as archain 1b. NCBI's taxonomy places the organism in Eukaryota, Metazoa, Chordata, Actinopteri, Labriformes, Labridae. The transcript is spliced from 10 exons. The record is from RefSeq and is a predicted model, not a curated record. Bases 192 to 1724 code for a protein of 510 amino acids. Gene Ontology annotation, biological process: endoplasmic reticulum to Golgi vesicle-mediated transport; retrograde vesicle-mediated transport, Golgi to endoplasmic reticulum; Golgi localization. Gene Ontology annotation, cellular component: COPI vesicle coat; cytosol.